AUGUCGUGGGACGAACGGGUGCCAGAGGAAGACGGCAAGCUGUUCGCGACGUGGUUGUCGCAACUGUCGGCGAUCGGCCAGUUGCGCAUUCCCCGACAUUAUGGACCGACGAGCCACGAGCGACGCAUCGAGCUCCACGUUAUGUGCGACGCCAGCGAGCAGGCCUACGCAGCGGUGGCGUAUUGGCGGAUGGUCGGCCAAGAGAACGUUACACUCUCUUUGGUGGCCGCCAAGGCGAAGGUGGCACCGCGACGGACGCAAACGAUACCCCGCCUCGAGCUGCAAGCGGCGGUAAUCGGGGCGCGCCUCGCUGACGCAGUGAAGAAGGAGCAUCGCAUCGUGGCGGAGAGAACUAUAUAUUGGACUGACUCCACAACAGUCAUCCACUGGAUCCGGAACGACGAGCGACGGUACACACCCUUCGUCGCGCAUCGUCUGCGGGAGAUCGCCGAGCUCACCGACAAAAGUGAGUGGCGAUGGCUACCCACGACGCACAACGUCGCCGAUGAAGCCACUCGACUUCGGAGCGACGCCGUGAGUGAAGACAGCCGGUGGUUCCGGGGACCUGAUUUCCUCCUCGAGCCCGAACAAUCAUGGCCCACGAGAGACGGAAGUCAGGACGACGAAGCAGAGGUCCUGCACAUCACAGAGAGCCCGGAAAAGGAACGCUGGCUGCCCGACCCGACCCGCUUCUCCAAGUAUGAAACAUUGGUGCGAGCCACGGCGAGAGUCUUGGCGUUCGCGGACAUCGCGCGACGCAAGACACCACACCUGGAAGUGGGACACCUGAAGCGGGCGGAGCUGUUAUUAAUGCAACAGGCGCAAAGGGAGAGCUUCGGGGAAGAGCUGCAACGAUUGAAGUCUUCCCAGCCGGUACAAAGGACGAGUCGGCUAUUCAAGCUGGACCCGGUGUUAGAAGAUGGCGUGCUGCGAGUCCGGGGACGCAUCGGAGCAGCCACAGUCCCGGAUGACGCCAAACGACCGGUCAUCUUGGACGGCCGACACCCCGUCACGAAGCUCAUCGUGCUGCAAGAACACUGUGCCGCAGGUCACGCAAAUAGGGAGCGCGUGACCAACGACCUGCGGCAAAAAUAUUGGAUAAUACACCUGAGGCCCACCGUGCGCACCGUGGAACGAGACUGCGCACUGUGUAAGGUGCGACGCACGAAGCCGCAGCCACCGGCCACGGGAGAUCUACCCCGUGCCCGCUUGGACCCGUAUCAUCGGCCCUUCUCCAACUGCGGAGUGGACUACUUCGGGCCGAUGAUAGUGAAGAUCGGACGCCGGCGAGAGAAGCGUUGGGGCGCGCUGUUCACCUGUCUAACGACACGCGCCAUACAUCUGGAGCUCGCCGCAUCCCUGUCAACGGAUUCGGCCAUCAUGGCGUUGCGCAGGAUGGCAGCAAGAAGAGGAUGGCCGAAAAUAAUGUAUUCCGACAACGCCACAAACUUCAGGGAGCGGAUGAAGAUCUACGAGCGGCCUACAAGGAGUGGCAACCCGAGCUACGCAACGUCGGGCUGCUGCAUCGGAUGGAGUGGCGCUUCAUCCCUCCGGGCGCACCCAACCAGGGAGGUGCGUGGGAACGACGUCGAUCGACGGGCAUGGCGAGCGGCGCAGGCGUUGGCGGACAACUUCUGGCGCCGGUGGAUAGCGGAGUACCUACCGACCCUGGUACCCCGCGGCGAGUCAACAAGAAGAGUUCGUCCGCUGCGCGUGAACGACGUGGUCGCCAUCGCCGACCAACAGCUGCCGAGGAACGUGUGGCCGCUGGGGAUCGUCCAGCGCACGUUCGAGGGACCCGACGGAGCCAUACGAGUCGCUGAAGUCAAGACAAAGAGCGGCGUAUUUCGACGCCCGGUGACGAAGAUCGUCGUGCUGCACCCGGAGGAGGAGGCUGCGCGAGCUACGCCGGGGGGGAGGAUGGUUAGCUCGGUGGUAAACCUAACGGUGAUAACAAGCCGAGCUAGCGGUGACCAGCCCGCGCUGCGCCCCCUCAGGGCUAAAGCGAAGCCGGACGGGUGCGGACAAGGAAGCUGUGGAGACACACCACAGUUUCCCCCGCAUAUCUCCUUCCCAACCCUACCCUAUCCCUUUCACUCCAUCCCGUGUGACGGUUGA
Molecule: messenger RNA, 2118 nt
Organism: Manduca sexta (tobacco hornworm)
Lineage: Eukaryota; Metazoa; Arthropoda; Insecta; Lepidoptera; Sphingidae
Exons: 3
Coding region: 1-2118 (705 amino acids)
Molecular function (GO): nucleic acid binding
Source: RefSeq, a predicted model, not a curated record